Molecule: messenger RNA, 1002 nt
Organism: Oldenlandia corymbosa var. corymbosa
Lineage: Eukaryota; Viridiplantae; Streptophyta; Magnoliopsida; Gentianales; Rubiaceae
Source: the annotation of a GenBank genome assembly
AUGAGGCCGAUUCUGAUGAAAGGCCAUGAGAGGCCAUUAACAUUCCUGAAAUACAACAGAGAUGGGGAUCUUCUUUUCUCCUGUGCUAAGGAUCAUAACCCUACUGUUUGGUUUGCCGACAACGGCGAAAGGCUCGGCACUUAUCGCGGCCACAACGGCGCCGUUUGGUGCUGCGAUGUCUCUAGGGAUUCGUCUUUGCUAAUUACUGGAAGUGCGGAUCAGUCAGCAAAGUUGUGGUCUGUCCAAACAGGGUCGCCAUUGUUUACCUUUAACUUUGAAUCGCCCACUAGAUCUGUUGAUUUUUCAGUCGGAGAUAAGCUUGCUGUCAUAACUACUGAUCCAUUUAUGGGAUCGUCAUCUGCCAUUCAUGUCAAACGGAUUGCCCAGGACCCUAAUGAUCAGGAUGCCGAAUCGGUUCUUGUAUUAAAAGGCCCUCAGGGUCGAAUUAACAGGGCCGUUUGGGGACCCCUGAACCGGACUAUUAUAAGUGCUGGUGAAGAUUCUGUAAUUCGUAUUUGGGAUUCUGAGACUGGGAAGUUACUUAAGGAGUCAGAGAAGGAAAUUGGUCAUAAAAAGGCUAUAACAUCCCUUGCAAAAUCCAUUGAUGGUUCACACUUCCUUACCGGUUCCCUAGAUAAAUCUGCCAAGUUGUGGGAUACAAGGACAUUGACACUUCUGAAGACAUAUGCCACUGAACGGCCGGUGAAUGCAGUAACAAUGUCCCCGCUACUUGAUCAUGUUGUGCUUGGAGGCGGUCAGGAUGCAUCAUCAGUUACAACCACUGAUCAUCGUGCGGGAAAAUUUGAGGCAAAAUUUUACGAUAAGAUUCUUCAAGAAGAAAUUGGAGGUGUUAAAGGUCACUUUGGUCCAAUCAAUGCCUUGGCAUUCAAUCCUGAUGGAAGAAGUUUUGCCAGUGGAGGUGAAGAUGGAUAUGUGAGGCUGCACCAUAUGGAUGCAGAUUACUUUAACAUCAAGUUGUAGACUCUAGGACCGUCAAAUUGU